AAAAAAAAAGAAAGAAAAAAGAAAAAAGAAAAAAAAAAAUGGAGCUGGAAAAAAGCCUACACCAGACCGUACAGUCCUAGAGAGAGAGAAAGAGAAAGCACACGAAACACACGCUCCGUUACAGUCUUAGAGAGAAACAAAACCCAUCUCUGUCCAUCUCAGUCUCUCUCUCUUUCUUUUUCGGAUUCGCGACGCAAACCCCAGCGGCUAAGAGAGCGGACGUAUCCGAUCUUCUUCCUUCCCUCUUCCUUCCAGAACAUUCUAGAACCCUCCACGAUCCCCGUUCUCUGUAAAGCACACAGCAAUAACACACGUCCCUUUCUCUCUCAGACUCUCACUUGUUACACUCUAAACUUGUACAUAAGCUUCUCCCUAAAAAACAAAAAGCAGAAAGAAACAAAACCUGGCUUCCAUGGAGCUUUACGGUCGCAACCCGGGGAGGAACGGGUCGAACCCGGGGAAUCAGCCCGAAUGGCGCUCGCCGGGCCCCGAUACUGGCCUCGAAGAAUCAAUGUGGCAGUUGACGCUGGCUAGCAGCGAAUCGUACCCGGAGCGACCCAGUGCUCCGAAUUGCGUGUAUUACAUGCGAACCGGGUACUGUGGAUAUGGUGCAAGGUGCCGUUACAAUCACCCUCGUGACCGUGCUGCGGUUGCUGCGGCUGUAAGAGCAACAGGGGAGUACCCGGAAAGAGCGGGGGAACCUCCAUGUCAGUAUUAUCUAAAAACUGGAACAUGUAAAUUUGGUGCAUCCUGUAAAUUUCACCAUCCAAAACAUGGAGGUGGAUCUUUGAGCCAAGCACCACUAAAUAUUUAUGGAUACCCAUUACGGCCGGGUGAGAAAGAAUGCUCCUAUUAUUUGAAAACGGGGCAGUGCAAAUUUGGUGUGACUUGUAAAUUCCAUCAUCCUGCUGCUGGCACAUCAUUGCCGGCUUCUGCACCUCAAUUUUAUCAACAGGUGCAAUCUCCUACGGUUCCUCUGCCUGACCAAUACGGGGGAGCAUCCACAAGCUUGAGAGUGGCUAGGCCUCCUAUGUUGGCUGGUUCGUACGUUCAAGGGGCUUAUGGUCCUGUACUUCUUUCUCCAGGAGUUGUUCCAUUUCCUGGAUGGAGUCCUUAUUCGGCACCUGUUAGUCCUGUGUUAUCUCCUGGUGCUCAACCUGCUGUUGGGGCUACUUCUCUAUAUGGAGUGACCCAAUUGUCUUCAUCAACAUCAGCUUUUGCUAGGCCAUAUACUCCACUGCCCUCUUCUAUUGGCCCCUCAGGCAGUGGUCAGAAGGAGGAAGUUUUUCCUGAACGUCCUGGCCAACCUGAAUGCCAAUACUAUCUUAAAACAGGGGACUGUAAAUUUGGAUCGGCUUGUCGAUAUGAUCAUCCACGGGAUAGGGGUGUGACACGACCACUUCUCAGCCCCAUUGGUCUUCCUCUUCGUCCGGGGGUUCAACCUUGUGCAUUUUAUUUGCAAAACGGGCAUUGCAAGUUUGGCUCCACAUGCAAAUUUGACCAUCCUUUCGGGCCUGUGAGAUAUAGUCCAUCGACAUCUUCCCUGACCGAUGCACCAGUAACUCCAUACCCCGUUGGGUCUUUGCUGUCUACCCUGGCUCCUUCCUUAACAUCCUCAGAGCUUCGGCCUGAAUUGAUGUCGGGGUCCAAAAUGGAAUCCUCCUUUUCAACCAGAAUGCCUUCUUCUGGAAAUAGUCCCACUACCUCUGUCAGUUUAAUCUUUUCACAAGGUGGAACUGUCUCACUAUCUGAUGUGCAACUCUCAACUCAGAGUUCUGCCCCUCUAAGCACUAGCCGAAGCACCAGAUAGGAAACCGAUGAAAUACGUUUAGCAGGCUAAUUAAUUAUACCAAUGGAAGAAAAAAGGUUUUUCCUCAUUAGCAUUGAAUGUUGUUUCAUUAGCCUCUAUUGCUUCUGUCUAUAGUCUCAUUGAAUAUCUAGUUCAAACUACUCCAAGUUCCUUCCAGUGUUUAUAAUUCACCAGCGUAGGCCAUUCGAAUUAUGUUCAUAUAUUAUCUAAUUAUAAUAUUAUUAUGUGGAAUAAGCUUCAAUAGAAAACUUGAUAUGGUGUUUUCUUUAAUGGUCUCAUGGGAUAAUGGUUUUGGUAUGUGUACAUUUUACUGAGGCAUUCCAGAUACUACCCUACACUGCUGCAAAAUGGCGGUUCCAGUUACCUUCCUCGCUCGAGAAGGGAGAGCGACUGUUGCUUUUAGUAUUUUUCUGGGAACACAGGGUAACCCUAUGGCUAUGGGGGCCUUUAAAAUUAGUGAAGGGUAUUUAAUAUUUAUUCUUAGACCAGUAAAUGUGUUGUAAUUCUAAUUUGUUAAUUAAUUUGAAGGUGUUGAUUUUAGUUC
Molecule: messenger RNA, 2354 nt
Organism: Arachis duranensis
Lineage: Eukaryota; Viridiplantae; Streptophyta; Magnoliopsida; Fabales; Fabaceae
Product: zinc finger CCCH domain-containing protein 32
Exons: 7
Coding region: 413-1810 (465 amino acids)
Molecular function (GO): mRNA binding; metal ion binding
Source: RefSeq, a predicted model, not a curated record